Molecule: messenger RNA, 5871 nt
Organism: Dunckerocampus dactyliophorus (ringed pipefish)
Lineage: Eukaryota; Metazoa; Chordata; Actinopteri; Syngnathiformes; Syngnathidae
Product: zinc finger protein 135-like
Exons: 3
Coding region: 3117-4223 (368 amino acids)
Biological process (GO): regulation of transcription by RNA polymerase II
Cellular component (GO): nucleus
Molecular function (GO): DNA-binding transcription factor activity, RNA polymerase II-specific; RNA polymerase II transcription regulatory region sequence-specific DNA binding
Source: RefSeq, a predicted model, not a curated record
GAACUACAUCACAGGCCAGACCCUAAUCCUGCCCAACAACCUUCACCUCAUCUUCAGUGCCACAGCCACAGCUAAAAUCCUAAUGACGUCACACCCAGCUGAGGACAAAGCCCACUCUCCCAGACAGAAAGGUGGGGGGGUGGCUGUCAGGGUGGGGAAAGAAAGAUGUCUACUUGCAGAUGCUUGAUGAAAUCCACCAUCUAAACAUGCAUGUGAUGUGGCGGCUUGAGUGUGUGUGUGUGUGUGUGCAUACAGGUGUGCCUAAUGAAUAUGCCAAUGCCAGCAUGGCCUGCUUGUCAGGACAAGGGGAUGACCCUGCAGUGGAUGUGUGCAUUAUAGCACUGCACCAAUGCAUUUGAACACUGCAUGCAAUCCCCAUGUGCAAUAGCAUCCCCACAACUGUGUGCUUUAUGGUGAUGAACACCACAAAGCAAAAAAGGCAACUGAUUUUAUGAGCUACAGUCAUACAAUUACUAUCACGUUGUAUUAAACCACCGCAGCCUGUACAUAAUAAAGGCACAGUAGUGAUGAAGGCAGACAAAGCAGGGGAACGCCCCCCUCCGCCCAGCAAGCUACUGUCAGGCCAUCAACUGGUUCAGGCUGGAUUCCAGUCAUUCUUAGGCUCACAGAUUUAUCAGCCAAAUAAUGACACACGAUGACCAGCAUUAAGAGAGCAACUGGAACGAGCCGGAGUGGUUCCCCCAUAUAUGGUGCUAUAUUUAAAGUUGGCACAAAGCAGAUAAGCUUACAAAAGACAGUGAAGCCUGCUUACCCAAAUAUGUGCACUUUGGGAGGAAAAUCACAGCUUGGCGUUUGGCCGUUUUGGAUGUGUCAGUUUUUCUGUCGUUUUGGUUGAUGGAUUCCAGGUAGGUUCGAGAACCCUACAGGGCCAAAAAAUCGACUACAAAGCACAAAAUAACCGUCAAUCGCCCUUUUCUGUGUCUUUGGGAUCGUUCUCGUACUCUCUCUUGAAACGCAGCUCACUGUUUGUAUUACCACGUCCCUUCUUCUCCUAUGUGUGGCUUUUUUCAGGGCUCGCUGUUGUUGUCGUUGUUCCAACCUUCGGUUGAUAGUUCUUCCCUGCGCCUUUAAGCGACGGCGUUUCCGGGGUUACUACUUAAUACAUAAAAGGCGGGACUUUGCUGCCAGCUGAGCGCUUGUCAUUUAUGCAAUUGGCUGUUGCCGUUCGACGUAGCCAAUCAGCUCUUUUUAUCAAAACAUGCAGAUAUAUUCAAAGAUAUCAAACUGUGAUUGGACGUCUCGGAACGACUGGGAUACGCCCAGUACACGUGCUUUCAUUCUCUCUUCCCAGUCUUCAUUCUUUAGUGUCCGAAACUUACAGUGAACAUGAAUACAUCUAAUAUGACCAAACCCAUGUUUUGACAAAAAGACAAACGUCACAGUUUACAGUUCUGGUAUCAAGCCAAAACACACACGACAGCGAUGCAAUCCAUCGUCACAGGAUCGUGGUGACUCGCAUCUUUUCUUCAGUUUGAACAGAACAGGCAAUAGCCAUGUUGUCACACAGCUAAAAAUAGACCUUGUAUCCCCACAGUGUUCACUACACCCAUCCAAGCCCAGGGCUGAUAACUGUGCUCUUGUGUAAAUAGUGGAAUAGUGGGAGUGGAAUCUAUAAUGCUUUUUUAUUAUAUUAUUUAUUGCACCCUUGUUCUGGUCUAGAUAUGGAUAUAAGGUUGCACCUGCAACACUACAAAUAACAGUCAAACAAUGAAUAUAUUCUACAUACAUUUUACAUAUAGUUUUACCAAAACACACUGUUCCGGAGGAUUAAAAAAAUCAAUUAUCAUGUAUAGUACUAUAAAUCUGAUGCAUAUAUACUGUGAUCAUGAUUACAAGCUGUAUAAACUAUAUGUAAAAAAUGUUAAAAUUAUCAUUAUUAUUCAUUGCAAAUGCAACAUUUAAAAAAAAACGAUUUUUUUUUUCAAGUUCAUCAUUGUACCACUUCGUGCACAAAGGUAAUGCUAAUUGUACCUUUGACCCUUGAGCUAAGAUCCUGGAAGCAUACAUGUACACUUUGGCCAUGAAAAAGCUACAGACGUUUAUCUCAGAGCAUAAUAAUAGUCCACUUUAAUUUUUUAGGGUGUACAUUAUUGUAAACUGCACCGCGUGGAGAAGAAAAUGUUUUAAGCAGCAUCUCAGUUUUCAUAGUUCUGUCAAUGGCGCCCUCUGCUGUUAGCUUAAAGAUGUGGCAACCAGCAGCAAUGUGAAUCCGAUAGGCUAUGUAGUACUCGCGUGCACUGCUCAAAAAAAUAAAAGGGAACACUAAAAUAGCACAUCCUAGAUUUGAAUAAAUGAAAUAUUCUGAUCAAAUACUUUGUUCUUUACAAAGUUGAAUGUGCUGACAACAAAAUCACACAAAAAUGAUCAAUGGAAAUCAAAUGUAUUAUUAUUAUUGUUGUGGGUUUCUGGCUGUCCACAUUGUCAAUCUGUGUUGUGUGAUUUACAUUGUGAGUGAUUAAGUGUUCCCUUUAUUUUUUAGCAGUUUAUAUUCCUAUAUAUAUAUUGUUAUACCGUAAACACCUAAAAGGACAUUCGUUUACUUAGUAUUACAGUUGAUUUUCACUGAUCACCUUCUGCUUGAGCACCUCAAAUUAAAUACAGUAAUGAAUUCAGCAAUCGCUCGUAAAUAGCAUGGUAUGUAAAAUUUAGUUUCGUGUAUUUUUUUUUACACGAUACCGAACUUCCAUAAAGAGUGUGGUGUGAAACCGGAACCAAAGUGCAUCCGUCGGAAUUAACUCAAUGUGACAUCUCCCAGUGGCACUGUGUAAUACGUACCCGGAACGCAAUCCGUUCAACUGGGAUCUACGCAUGUGUAGAACGCGUCACUUAUAAAAAUAACUUCCCAACAUAUUACAUAUAUAUAAAGUAUUGUUAUUGACCAUUUAUGUUCAUACAUUAAAAAAAGAAUAACUACCACAGUGCGUGACGGCGCAGAAACGCUGUUGUAAAAGGUAGCUAAAGGUGGAAGUGACUUAGUCCUUGCACAUGCGCGGGACCGAUUGCGUUCCGGGUACGUAUUACGCAGUGACAACCGGAAAUAAACAACUCAACGUCAGUAGUGGGAGUCCUGUGAGUGGUGUCUGCUUAUAACAGCGAUGGCGUCAGUUCGGUAUUUAAAACAAUUUGUUAACGAGAGACUUACCGCUGCUGCUGAAGAAAUAUUUGGUGUUUUUGAGAGGGCCAUCGUCGAAUACAAGGAGGAGCUUGAUCGUCAGCGUCGACUGGUGGAUAUCCUCUGGAAACCCCAAAUAAAAGUGUACAGGAUAGAGGUUCAACAUGUAGAGGAUGAAGAGGUUUUGACGGAGCAGAAGCUUUGUAAGGAGAAUUGCAGUCUGGGGCAAGAUGAACCACAACCUCCACUGGAUGAGGACACAAAUGUAGCCAUGACAGAGCCACAAAAUGUGGACAAGGAGCAGCAGAACCCCUUUUUGGACCAGGAGGAGCCAGAAACUCUACAAAUUAAGGAGGAACCCUGCAGCAGUCUCGAGGGAGAAGCGCUGGAUACAUUUUUAUCUGUUCCUGUUGGUGAAGAAAACUACAAGACGGCGGAUCCCAUUUUGGGUUCGAGUCCGGGUGAAAGUCCAUCAGAGGAUCAAACUGGUUGCUUUGCAGCUCUAGAAGCAGGUGAUGAAAACAUAAGGGGCGACAUGAACAGUAAGUUGUUCAAAUGCGACUGUUGCGGGAAAGGUUUUCGUUUUCGUUGCAAACUAAGACGACACAUGCUGACCCACACUGGAGUGAAGCCUUAUUCCUGCAAGACAUGCGGGAAGACAUUCAACCAAAGGUCUAAUCUCAAAAGACACAUAAUGAUCCACACAGAAGAGAAGCCUUAUUCCUGCAAAACAUGUGGGAGGCAAUUUAGGAACACGCAUGAGGUGCUCACUCACGCCAGGACUCACACAGGUGAGAAGCCAUAUCCUUGCAACACCUGUGGGAAGAGCUUCACUCAGUUGUCCAUACUUAAAAGACACAUCAUGGUCCAUACCGGGGAGAAGCCAUUCCUCUGCAACACAUGUGGGAGAAGUUUUAGCGACUUGUCUGUGCUGAAAAGACACGUGAUGGUCCACACAGGAGAGAAGCCGUACUUGUGCAACAUUUGUGGGAAGAGAUUCCGAGCUAACGGUACCUUGACUAAACACAGGAGGAGAGUGCAUGUGGGGGAGGAACCACACCACUGCCCCUCAAAGGGCAAUUGUGCUUAGGAGACACAGUUGCUUAUAUAACAACAUAUUCAAUACCACCGACAGGACAUAGAUUUUCAGCCUUAGUGGAGGUCACUGUCCAUCUGAGUGGUUGUGCUUGUAUGUUUUAGUGGUGUCUCAAUCAGUUAUUGAAAUUGGAUAUCGGUCCGAUAUCAGCCUGCAUCUAAAAUCUCUGAUAUUGGUACUACAAUAUAAACAGUCGAUUCCAGACUCCACAGACUCGCUUCCAGCAGCACAUAGAACUCUGUGAUCACAACAACGUGUGCUAGUGUGUUUAGCAAGAGUAGAAGUGAUGUCAGCCGUGUGGCUGUUUUGUCGUUGAAGUCCAAAAAAGACCUGAGUUUCCCAUGGUGGUACAGAACCGGGUGAGUUUAAUAUGAUCAACCUCAUUAAGCAAUACUACGGCCUGCUAAAACAUCCACCGCUGUUUGACACAUUUGCAAAGCAUUGAGAAACUCCUACGGGACGGCAAAAAGUCAUUGGCUGUAACAGAAAAGAGCCAGCCCGUCCGUGGUGAGUAAAUUUGUGUUUAAACGCUUUAGGAAAUGACUUUUUCCUCAUACCUUGUUGUGAUUCAUAGUCACAGUCAGACGGCUUUGCCCACCACAUCAAUCAUGACGGGCAGCUGCUGGGCCUGUUGGACUGCUGUCUGUCAUACGAAUUCUGCGACACACUAGAGCAGUGCCUAUUCCAAUCAGCAACAGACCUGUUAUAGUUCCGAAUAGGUACAUGUCUUUGAUGUCCUCAAUGGCAAGAAUCGCUAUGCACAUGACCCUCCACCUCUCCCACCCAUCCAUCACGUAGCCGGCGGUGAACGUUCCAUCAGGGCAGACAGGUUCCCCCGAACCCAAGCUUUUUGUCAAGAAGACUAUCAAUUACGUGGAGAGACCAGUUUAUCAAUUCUAUGAUUUAGAUUUGGAAUUUGCAAUGCAGAGAGUGGCUCUUAAAAUGUAUGAGACAGGACAAAAUGAGACAUGAGAAGCAAAGUAAGGGAGAGGGAAAAGAGGCGACUGUCUUCGUUGACAGCCAGCAGAAUAUUAUUUGCUUUUCAGGGGCUUGUCUGACAUUCCAUGCUACUAAACAAGUAAUAAAAGUAUGUAUGGCCUGUGCUAAUAUCGCCUUGAUAUUCAAACCUGCAAUAUCGGAAGUGGAAAAGGUUGUAUCAGGACACCCCUCGUAUGUUUAUACGUAUGUUUGCAAGAUUACUCCAAAUGUUGAGAAUGUAUUUUAAAUACAAAAUUAUGUUUGUUGUGUGUCUACAGUUUUUUGUCAGCUGCCUUGUGUAUGUAUUUUUCUUUUUUGGAUGUAAUAUUUCUUUUGCAUGCAUUCUUUCAAGAUAACACGAACAGCUUAAAAUGAAGUGGAAAAGGUAGUUUAAAAUGACCAUCCUCUUCCACUGGAGAAUCAGUUUACACUGUCAACUUGCAUAAAAGAAUCUUCUCUCAGUAUUACAACCACCGUGUGUUCCUGAAGCCACAUUGUUAAUUGAUGGAAAAAUAAUUAUUUUUGUUACUUAUUAGUCUUGUUUACUUCUCAGCACUUUUUCUGGACAAAAACACAAAAUCUGCCAGCCCCUCAGCACAACCAUAAGAAAAUAUGACGGUUGCUUCUUUUGUCAGUCAAUAAAAUUUAAUUCUAGUGAGAAAAA